GUGUCUUGCGCCUGACCUUCGUCCCGCUCUCUUCCUCGCAUUGCAGCGGAUCGAUCCCAAGCUGGUGCAACCGUGCUACUCGAGGAUACAAGCUACGUACAACUACCAGAGCUAGCGAGCCAGUGACGACUUGACCCUGCCUGCUCGACAAUCAUCGCUUGUUGCUUGCCACGCUAGGGUGAACGCCACGGUGUCUGGGAUUCAUGAAUGCGGCAGUCGUGAGAUCAGGGCAACAUGCGGAUUGGGUGUCUUCAGUUCGCACCGCAGGUCGGGGAUCUGAACAAUAACCUCAACAGGGCCGAUGCGGUCCUCAACCGGGCGGAUCCAGAGGAUCUCGACCUCCUCGUGCUGCCUGAGCUGGCUUUCUCAGGGUACAAUUUCAAGAAUCUCCGCGAUAUCUCGCCUUUUCUCGAACCUAGCGGCUCCGGUAUCAGUUCGUUGUGGGCGAGAACGAUUGCGCUGAAGUACGACUGCACGGUUAUCGCUGGGUACCCUGAGAAGGUCGAUCCAUCUUCGAAAUGGCCAACGGGCCCCGAGUAUUACAACAGCGCGAUCAUUGUAAAUGGGGAUGGCGAGACCAUAGGAAAUUACAGAAAAACGCACCUGUACCGGACAGAUGAGACCUGGGCGUUGGAAAAUCCCGAAGGCUUCUACAAAGGCUUCAUUCCCGGGCUCGGCCAUACAGCCAUAGGGAUUUGUAUGGAUCUCAAUCCUUGCCAAUUCAAAGCCCCGUGGCAUGCCUUUGAAUUCGCUUUCCAUGUCCUGGAGCACCAGUCGAAUCUUGUGGUCUUGUCCAUGGCCUGGAUGACCGCCCAAGACGGCAGGUCUUUCAGCCGGAUGCCUCAAGAACCAGACGUAGAGACCCUGAUGUAUUGGGUAACUCGUCUUGAACCCUUGAUACGCGCCGAGGAGGAUGAAGAGAUCAUCGUCGUUUUCGCCAACCGGUCUGGAAUCGAAGAUGACGCUAUCUACGCUGGUACAAGUGCUGUCCUUGGUAUCAAAGACGGCGAAGUGGUCGUCUACGGGAUAUUGGGUCGCGGAGACAAGGAUCUGCUGGUGGUCGACACAGAUGAGGCACCGUACGCACGACUGGUGUACCGGCCUUUCGGUGCCGACCUCGAGUCCGCGACUGAACAAAGCCACGCGAAUGGCGUGAAAUCCCGGAAUGAUGGUGUUGCUUCAAACGGCUCACACACAACAAUCAACCCCAAGGGCCCUGGCAACGUCAUCUCAGACUACGGGACAGGGACGUCCGAAACUGGAUCUUUGUCUGCCCCAUCAACGCAGUCCAAUCUUUCAGAGUCAAGUGGAUCCUCGACCAAGGCUCAGACAUCCCGAAGCAGUAAAUCGAGGGCGAAACCUCGAAAGAAGCUGUCACUGCAGACGGAUGAGGCGACGCUCAAUGCAAACAAUGUCGACGCCCCGAUGAUACAAACACCGACAGGGCCAAGCCCAACACCGAUCGCCGUGAGGCCACGUUUGACCAUACCACCCGCUGAUUCUAUUACGCACAAGUAUCUCACAGAGAACUACCAGGAUCCCAACGCCGGGAAUGCGAAGUCGUCUCAAGCUUUAUGUGUAACUACUCAAGCGUUGCCGGUGCACAAACUGACUCCCCAUCCCAUGGUGAACAACGCAGGAGGAGAUGGAGCCAUCAAGAUCUUUGGGGGCGAGGUCAGCAUCGUGCGUGAAGGAAGCGAAUCCGGCGCUUCAUCAGCCCGCGAACCUGUAUCUCAUUUCUCUCCGCUCUCCGCAUCAUCUUCCAACCUUUACUGGAUGCCGCCAGGCAGGCUACUCGACACACCACUGCCAAAUCGGGGCUGGACGCCUGCAGCUGCCUCUGAUGCGACUGUCUUCUCAGACGCGUCCCCUAUUGUCUCCCGCAGCAAUGCAACGUCGGCUCUUUCCAACCGUUACCCAAAGUCUAGCCCGCAUACUGCACUUCCGCACGCAAAUGGGCAGACUUUCGCUGAAGGGUUUGCCAACGCUAGCAGACAGCUACAAAAGGCCCGUGAAUCCAGCAAGAGUGCUCAGGGGCUGGAGAGUGUCCCACGUCCAGCUUCGCCAAAGUCCAGGAACGCGAGUAGGUCUCGCGGACCCGAGAGGCCUGGUUCGGAAUUGGACUCGAACACAAACCUCAACGCCAUCGCACUAAAGCUGGAUGAAAUUGCCCAGCGGGUCGAUUCUGCGCAGUCUCAGAGGAGAGAGCAAAGGUCACAGUCUGUCCACGGGGAUAAUGGUCACAUUGUUGUUUCCGAUGCGCAAAAUCUGAGAGAUGCAAACGCGUCGCGCCAAUCGAUUCCCAUCACGGCAUGCGCGACUCUGUGGGACCGGACGAGGGAGCUCAAAUAUGAAUCAUCACAGCAUGAUCAUAAGAGCCUCGCUGCCAAUGAAGCAUCGGGCUCCGGCCAUGGCACGCAGACACCAGAAUCAAUAGCCAGAGGGCGGCAUGAACGACGACCGAUCUCACGGGCCGGACUGCAUAGCGCCAAUGGUACACCAAACCGAAGGGUCAGCCGGGGCAGACAACCCGAGAACCCAACAGGGGGAACACCAUCGAAGCAAGGACGUUCCUCGGCCACGAGCUCUGGGAACCGGAGACGAAAGUCAUCAUCCACCAACCCCGUGGAUCUCUCCCAGUUCCGCCUAAUCGAGGAGUACAGGUCACCCAACUGCCCUGUCCAUGGAGCCCAUGCGGCGGCUCAGGGUGCGGACAGGGUCAACUCUACAGGGUCGGCGACGGUAACCCAACCCCCUUUUGGAUCGCCCCCAAUCAGACGUGUGCACACUACGGAUCCCUCAAUGUUGUCUCUCAAUGACACAGCGCGAGCUCCCCUCGAACCCUUGGCUCAAAUUGACGGCAGCGACGGUGCGGUCGUCGUCGCAACUGAGGUACGGAGCACAGCAGCAUCGUCUGCGACAAGUAGCGGAUCCCCUUAUUCACUCUUCGAGCCCUCGACGCCCCAGGCUAUGACAUGGAUCUUUGAGGACCUCAACAGCGCGCCUCUCGAUGACGUACACAAGCAGGUCGCGCAAGUUGCCGAGGUCGCUCUUUCACGACCUCGAAGUGCGCUUUGGUGAACAUAUGAUGGGUGAUUUGAAGCUAGCCAG
Messenger RNA from Emericellopsis atlantica, 3111 nucleotides. Its product is annotated as hydrolase, carbon-nitrogen family protein. Bases 235 to 3081 code for a protein of 948 amino acids. The transcript has 3 exons. The record is from RefSeq and is a predicted model, not a curated record. Gene Ontology annotation, biological process: protein catabolic process. Gene Ontology annotation, molecular function: protein-N-terminal glutamine amidohydrolase activity; protein-N-terminal asparagine amidohydrolase activity. Lineage: Eukaryota; Fungi; Ascomycota; Sordariomycetes; Hypocreales; Bionectriaceae.